Messenger RNA from Gastrolobium bilobum, 1017 nucleotides. Its product is annotated as chlorophyll a-b binding protein 151, chloroplastic. Lineage: Eukaryota; Viridiplantae; Streptophyta; Magnoliopsida; Fabales; Fabaceae. Bases 69 to 866 code for a protein of 265 amino acids. Gene Ontology annotation, cellular component: chloroplast envelope; chloroplast thylakoid membrane; plastoglobule. Gene Ontology annotation, biological process: response to light stimulus; photosynthesis, light harvesting in photosystem I. The record is from RefSeq and is a predicted model, not a curated record. The transcript is spliced from 2 exons.
UCUUUCAUUCUGCACAACACUAUCUAUCACCAAAGGGAAUACCAAAGUGCAAGAAGCCUAACAUUAUCAUGGCUACCUCUGCUAUCCAGCAAUCAGCAUUCACUGGUCAGACUGCUUUGAAGCAGGCAAAUGAGCUCGUCCGGAAGACCGGUGGCUUUGGCAAAGGUCGCAUUACCAUGCGCCGUACCGUGAAGAGUGCUCCUCAGAGCAUUUGGUAUGGCCCUGACCGUCCCAAGUAUUUGGGUCCCUUCUCCGACCAAAUUCCAUCAUACCUGACUGGUGAAUUUCCUGGUGACUACGGAUGGGACACAGCUGGAUUAUCAGCUGACCCUGAAACCUUUGCCAGGAACCGGGAGCUUGAGGUAAUUCACUGCAGAUGGGCCAUGCUCGGUGCACUGGGAUGUAUCUUCCCAGAAAUCCUUGAAAAGAAUGGUGUGAAAUUUGGUGAGGCAGUCUGGUUCAAGGCUGGUGCCCAGAUCUUCUCUGAGGGUGGCCUUGACUACUUAGGCAACCCAAAUCUGAUUCAUGCUCAGAGCAUCCUUGCAAUCUGGGCUUGUCAGGUUGUGCUCAUGGGAUUUGUUGAAGGAUACAGGGUUGGUGGAGGACCACUUGGUGAAGGACUUGACCCAAUUUACCCCGGCGGUGCCUUUGAUCCACUUGGUCUGGCUGAUGACCCUGAUGCAUUUGCUGAGUUGAAGGUGAAGGAAAUCAAGAACGGCCGUUUAGCAAUGUUCUCCAUGUUUGGUUUCUUUGUUCAGGCCAUUGUUACUGGAAAGGGACCUAUCCAGAACCUUUUCGACCAUGUUGCUGAUCCCGUCGCCAACAAUGCUUGGGCUUAUGCCACUAACUUUGUCCCUGGACAAUGAGGAUACCAAGAUAUACCCUUUCAGUUGCCAUCUUGUGCUACCAUUUGCAGUUCCGCUGUGUUUAACUCCAUUUUCACUGAUGUAACUACCUGAGCAGAAGAAUCUGUAUGAGAGCGAUUAUAUAUUAGAAAUAUCAACUCUUAUGCAUGAA